Tachyglossus aculeatus (Australian echidna) is the source of this 3866-nucleotide messenger RNA. It is a transcript of the gene FHIP2B, whose product is annotated as family with sequence similarity 160 member B2. The record is from RefSeq and is a predicted model, not a curated record. Bases 12 to 2213 code for a protein of 733 amino acids. Lineage: Eukaryota; Metazoa; Chordata; Mammalia; Monotremata; Tachyglossidae. The transcript is spliced from 17 exons.
CCGCCGCCGCUAUGCUGAGCCGGCUCGGAGCGCUGCUGCAGGAGGCCGUGGGGGCGCGAGAACCCAGCAUUGACCUCCCGGAGGCCUUUGUGGAGCACUGGAAGGGCAUCACUCACUACUACGUCGAAACCACAGAUGAGAACACCCCAGCCAAGGAGACGGACAUCCCGUGGCACCUGAAGCAGAUGCUGGACAUCCUGGUGUUUGAGGAGAAGCAGCAGCCGGCGGCCGGAGAGGCCGGGCCCUGUCUGGAGUACUUGCUGCAGCACAAGAUACUGGAAACCCUGUGCACCUUGGGGAAGGCUGAGUACCCCCCAGGCAUGCGGCAACAAGUGUACCUGUUCUUCAGCAGGGUCCUCGCCCAGCUCCAACAUCCCCUAUUACACUACCUCAAUGUCCACCGGCCCGUUCAGAAACUCCUGAGGCUUGGGGGGCCUGCCCCCGACUCCCCCACAGAAAAGGAGGAGGUACAGUUCACCACCGUCCUUUGCACCAAGAUCCAAGAAGAUCCAGCCCUGCUCACCUAUAUCCUGGAGGGCAAGAAGAUGGCAGUGGAGAAGAGAGCCACUGAGGCACCCGCCCGUAGCCAGGGAGAGGCGGCUGGACCUGAGGCCAAGAGCCACUCUCCUGGAAACCCCUCCGAUAAGGCCCCCGAUCCAGGUGGGGAGAACUGGGAGGCCCUGGCCAGCGGCCCCAGUUUCCCCGGAGAACACGAAGAGCAGUCUGACGGUGGCAGAGCGGAGAAUAAUCUUCUCAUCUCCCUGUUCAGACUGUGCGAGAGCAAGAAGAACCGGGUGGCCCUGAAGGCCCAGGAGAACCUGCUGCUCCUAGUGAAGAUCGCCCCUCCAGCCGCUGCAUCCUACCUCGUGCAGAUCAGCCCUCUGUGCCAAUUAGUGGUGGGACGCCUGUGCCGGCUGCACCGAGCCGUGCCCGGCAGCCUCGACCCUGCCGACAUCACCAGUCCAGAGAGAGUCAGCUGGAGGCAGCCAGCCGCUCCCUCGGAAGAGGCCUCUUUUCCAGGCAGAGAGAACCUGACCGUCUUCUUGGAAUGGUUCGAUUACUGUGACCACCUUAUGAGAGAGGCCCAGGCGACUGUUGCAGCGGCCCUGGCGAAGGCCGUGGCGGAAAAGUUGUUGGUGGAAACACUACAACCCCAGCUCCUGCAGAUGUCAGAGAGGGGCAUUCUCACCUCCACUGCCCUGCUGACAGCCCUGCUUCACCAGCUUCAAUCCCCAGCCAUGCUGCAAGAAAUGGUGGUUUUCCUGCUGGGCCCCGUCCCACAGCCCGGAACCCCCAUGGACAGCCCCCAUCCACUGUGCGCCCACCUCAUCAGUCACUGUGACCACCUCUCCGAUGAGAUCAGUAUAGCAACCCUGCGGCUAUUUGAGGAGCUUUUGCAGAAGCCCCACGAGCAGAUUGUCCACAGCCUCCUCCUGCGAAACCUGGAAGCUCGCAGCUAUUUGGCUCGGGGUCUGCCGGAGCCUGAAAGCUAUGAAGACAAUCUGGAACUGGAAGAAGACUCCUACUUCCCGGACGGCUUCCUAGGCUCCGGCUUCCAACCCUCACCAAGGCGUCUCCCCACCACCUCCCACCUGGAUGGCAAGACAGCAGUGACCGAAAUUGUCAACAGCUUCCUCUGCCUGGUCCCAGAGGAAGCCAAGACGUCAUCCUUCCUGGAGGAGACUGGAUAUGACACCUACGUCCAUGAUGCUUAUGGGCUGUUUCAGGAGUGCUGUGCUCUGGUGGCCCCCUGGGGUUGGCCCCCGACCCCCCGUCCCCUGGAAGCCCCUGAGCCGGAGACCCCCUUCUCCGAGGGACUCUUUCUCCACGUGCUCUUCGACCGGAUGGCACGGAUCUUGGACCAGCCGUACAACCUUAACCUGCAAGUGACCUCCGUCCUGUCACGCCUCGCCUUGUUCCCCCACCCCCACAUCCACGAGUACCUGCUGGACCCCUACAUCAGCCUGGCCCCUGGCUGUAGGAGCCUCUUCUCCGUACUGGUGCGGGUGAUAGGAGACCUAAUGCAGAGGCUGCAGCGGGUGUCACACUUUCCGGGGAAACUGUUGCUAGUCAGGAAGCAGCUAAUGGGCCAGGGGCCUGGUGAGCAGCUGGAUCAUCAGAUGCUCCUGCAGGGUGUGGUGGUGCUGGAGGAGUUCUGCAAGGAGCUGGCUGCUAUUGCCUUCGUCAAGUUCCCUCCCACGCUGCCCAUGUGAACCCGCCUCCUCUCCCCUCCCCAACUGCCAAGGGUACACCUGAGCCCGGACGACGGGCGAGGCAGCGGCCAGGCCCCGGCCGGGAAGAACCCUUUCGCCCGGCGUUGGUUUCUGUCACCUAUUCGCCGGAGGUUCAUCCCCUGCCGCUUCUACGGCCUCGGCUCCCGGAGGCUCUCGGAGCGGUGGCCAGGACCUUCCGUCGGAGGGAUUCUGGGCCCGGCGAGGGUGACUCUUUGCCUGGGUGCGGCCUCUUCGGGGCACCCGGGUGCUGGGGGAGGAACGGAAGGUGUGGCUCCCGGGAUGCGUCAACCGCAAGUCCCGUCCCUCAAGGAUGCAGAGGACGGGUAGCGCGGGGACACAGACUGUCCCACCCUCUCUCGCUCCUCCUUACAGACACCCUCGUCCUUCCGUUCCCCGGAGCUCCUGGAGGAGGCCGGCCUCUUGCCUGGAGGCGGAAGGCGCAGCAGAUCCCGCUGGCAGGAAAUGGCAGAUGGCUUCAUUGCCCACUCAGGCCCCGGGGCGCAUCUCUCUAAAUGGGACAAAACUGGCAGCCCUCCCCAUCCUGCCUCUCUUCCACUGGGCACCAGGGAAGCUGCUGAGACUUGAACUGUUUCCUCAGUUCUCACCCUGGGCAGGGGUAGGAGUGGGGAAGCCUCCCCCCACCCCCCAUCCCGACUCCCUUCCCGCUCUCCCCCUCCCCUAGACCUUGCGAAACUCCCAACCACCGAUGGCAGGCACCCAAAGCCAGUGUUCCACACCCAGGCGGGGGCAGCCUGCUAAUGAGAACCUUGAUGCCACUGCAGCCAAGAAGCUCAGAGGCUGGGCAGAGGAGGAGGAGGAGGAGGAGAAGGAAUAGAAAGAGGAGGAGGAGAAAGCUGGGCCACGGUUCUGGCUGGUUUCACUCUGGGGCCCCCCACACCCAUCUCGGCAGGAUCCCGCCAUCGGAGUCUCUUGGAGUCGGGAAGGGCAGACUUAUAUCCACAACAGCCUUCCCGGCUCCUCCGCCUCCCCAGGCUGAGAGGAAGAGCCAGCGGGGGAGCUCGGCACCUCCCGCCAGUCACGGUGGGCCCUGCCCGCCCGACGUGGGCCCGGCCGGCCUGUCCUCGCCAGGGGCCGGGGGCUAGGAGGGAAAAGAAAGGCGGCCCGUCCUGUGCCCUUCCCCCUCUCACCGUGCACCCUCCUCGCCCUGCUGCGGCCACCCCGCCCGCCUGCCCAGAGUAUGUCUGGACCUGUGGGAACACCCCGAUGGUGCCAAGCAUUACCUCACAGCGAGACUGCAGUUGGCAGCGCUCCUCCUCAGGAAGGAGGGAGAAGAGGAGCAGCCCAGGGCGGCCUUCCCCUUCCCGGCCGAGCCGCCACCUUGGAGACCGGCAACGGGCGGCCCCACCCCUCUCCCAGUGGUGUUGGAGGGGAGGAAACGGGGUGACUGGUACCCUCGCCUCCUCCCGCCCCAAUAAUAAUCCGGAGCUAACCACCACCUACCAGCUGCCUCUCUGGGGAAAGCCCUGCUGGGGAGGGGGCCCACCGUGGGACUGCUGCUUGGGGAAGGUGGGCCCGGAUGCCCCCCACCUACCUCCCCCAUCCCGUCUAUGCACUUUGGUGGGCACAUGGCCGCCUCCAGGCGACAGCCCAGCAAUAAACGAACGGCCACGG